UAUUAGCCAGCACAAGCUGCCAUAUAUAUCACCACUCUGUUAAAUCUCCGCCCUUCCUUCCUUAUCAUACCAUCUCUCCCCUCUAUCUCUUCCUCUUCUCACCAUUUCUUUCUAAGAGCUUCAUUUCAAAACCUCUUCAAUGGUUAAGUCCUCCUCAGCAUCCAACCUCUGAAAGCCGCCCUUCGUUGCUCGCAGCUCUUUAGCCUUCUUAGAAUUGUCUCCCUCGAAUACAUAUGCUUUCCUCUGCUGCAAGUCUUAUUGGUUCGAAACAUCAAUACAGUGCAUUAAAAACCACUUUCUCUGUCUUCUUCAAUACCUGAAGUUGCAGAACUCAAAAGAGUUCUGCUAUUUGGUACACUUGGGAGAUUUGUGCUCAUUGAAACAAACAAGAGCUGAAAAUGGCACCAAGGAACAGUCGUGGCAAGGCUAAAGGAGAGAGGAAGAAGAAGGACGAGAAGGUUCUCCCUGCUGUUGCUGAUAUCACAAUAAACCUUCCCGACGAGACUCAUGUUGUUCUGAAGGGAAUAUCAACAGACAGGAUCAUAGAUGUUCGGCGGCUUCUAUCGGUGAAUACUGGAACGUGCUACAUCACAAACUUUUCAUUAUCACAUGAGGUCAGAGGAUCGCGGUUAAAAGACACGGUCGACGUGUCAGCUCUCAAGCCGUGUGUGCUCACUCUGAGCGAAGAGGACUACGAUGAGGAGCUUGCAGUGGCGCACGUUAGACGACUCCUCGACAUCGUGGCAUGCACAACGUGCUUCGGUCCAUCGGCGACUGCGCAGGAUAAGCUCAAGUCCGAUACCGGAAAGAAUGCGCCGGCUGCGCAGGAUAAUAAGACUUCUAAGAAAACCACCACCAAAUCUCCAUCCACCGCCGCUAUCUCCACUAAGAAAUCAUCGUCACCAAAAUCAGCAUCGAAAGAUGUUCCAGUGGACGCAGAGGGAGAAAUGAGCCACUCGUGCCCUAAGCUUGGGAGCUUUUACGAGUUCUUUUCUCUCUCGCAUCUCACCCCUCCUCUUCAAUUUAUAAGGAAGGCAACGAAAAGAGAGAUUGAUGAGAUUUCCGUGGAUGAUCAUCUUUUCUCGCUUGAUGUGAAGCUAUGCAACGGGAAGCUGGUUCAGGUUGAAGCUCGCAGAAAAGGGUUUUAUAGCGUUGGAAAGCAGAGGAUUUUAUGUCACAAUCUUGUUGAUUUGCUAAGGCAGCUUAGUCGAGCUUUUGAUAAUGCUUACGAUGAGCUCAUGAAAGCAUUUGCUGAGCGUAACAAGUUUGGGAAUCUUCCGUAUGGUUUUAGAGCAAACACAUGGCUUAUCCCUCCUGUUGCAGCACAGUUGCCGUCAGUUUUCCCUCCUCUCCCAGUUGAGGAUGAAACAUGGGGAGGAAAUGGGGGUGGUCUAGGAAGAGAUGGGAAAAAAUAUUUAAUACCUUGGGCUGAUGAGUUUUUGUUUGUCGCAUCCAUGCCUUGCAAGACAGCUGAGGAGAGGCAGAUUCGAGACAGGAAAGCCUUCCUUCUUCACAGCCUAUUUGUCGAUGUUGCUAUUUUCAGAGCCAUUAAGGCUGUGCAACAUGUAAGACUAAAGCCAGAUUUAUUGGGUUCGGUUGCAAACAGUGAUAUUCCUUAUACAGAGAGAAUUGGGGAUUUAAGCGUCACAGUUAUGAAAGAUGCUUCCAAUGCAAGCUCUAAGGUAGACACUAAAAUUGAUGGGAUUCAAGCAACUGGAACUGAUAAGAAACAUUUAGUAGAGAGGAACCUUUUGAAAGGGAUCACUGCUGACGAGAAUACGGCUGCUCAUGACAUUGCCACCCUUGGUUUUCUUAAUGUAAGAUACUGUGGUUUCAUCGCCAUUGUAAAAGUUGAGGUGAGGGAUGAAAAGAAAGCCAGUCCUCCAUCCCAAAGUAUUGAACUUGAACAGCCUGAAGGUGGUGCAAAUGCCCUUAACAUCAACAGCUUGAGACUACUACUUUACAAAACGAUACCUUCUGAGCACACGAAGCAGACACCAAAUCUGCAAACUUUGGAAUGCGAAGAGCUCUGUGCUUCCGAAGCAAUUGUAGAGAGAUUGCUGGAAGAAAGUGUUGCUAGGCUUGAAGAAGAGGCACCAGAGCAGGAUCAUUUGGUGAGAUGGGAACUUGGAGCCUGCUGGAUGCAACAUUUGCAAGACCAGAAAAAUACUGAAAAAGAUAAGAAACCUUCUACAGAAACAGAAAUGAAGGUUGAGGGGCUUGGGACACCUCUUAAGUCCCUUAAGAACAAGAAAAAAUCAGAUGAAAGCCAUGUAAAAAUGCAGUCGGAAAACUCAAGACCUGCCUUUGAUGGUUUAAGUGGGGCAGUUGAAGAUGCUACAUUGCCUUACAAGGAGUCUCACCUUGAAAUUGAUGCCAAAGAUAAUGAGCUUGCACUGCAGCAGUUGUUGUCUGACGCAGCCUUUGUUCGACUAAAAGGAUCAGAUACUGGACUUCAUCGCAAGUCUCUGCGAGAGCUAAUCGACUUGUCUCAUAGAUAUUACACAGAAGUUGCUCUUCCUAAACUGGUAGCAGAUUUUGGUUCACUGGAGCUUUCACCCGUCGAUGGCCGGACUCUAACUGAUUUUAUGCACACUAGAGGUCUUCAGAUGCGCUCCCUGGGACAUGUUGUAAAGCUUUCCGAAAAGCUGUCACAUGUGCAGUCACUCUGCAUUCAUGAGAUGAUAGUACGAGCCUUUAAGCACAUACUUCAGGCUGUGAUUGCUGCUGUUAUGGACCAUGAGAAAAUUGCUGUAUCAAUAGCCGCUGCAUUAAAUUUGAUGCUUGGGGUUCCUGAAAGUAGAGAUUCAAUCAAGUCUCUGCGUGUCCAUCCUCUUGUAUGGAGAUGGCUGGAGUUAUUUUUGAAGAAGCGGUAUGAAUGGGAUCUUAGCAGUUCAAACUUCAAAGAUGUGAGGAAAUUUGCAAUCCUGCGUGGGCUUUGCCACAAGGUGGGCAUUGAGUUGGUUCCAAGGGAUUUUGAUAUGGAUUCUCCACAUCCAUUCAGAAAAUCAGAUGUUGUCAGUCUGGUCCCUGUGCAUAAGCAAGCAGCAUGCUCCUCUGCAGAUGGAAGGCAACUCCUGGAAUCAUCAAAAACAGCUCUAGACAAGGGAAAACUUGAAGAUGCAGUCACUUAUGGGACAAAGGCUCUUGCAAAGCUAGUGGCUGUUUGUGGUCCCUACCAUCGAAUGACUGCAGGAGCAUACAGCCUUCUUGCUGUGGUAUUGUAUCACACUGGGGACUUCAAUCAGGCAACUAUAUAUCAGCAAAAAGCUUUGGAUAUUAAUGAGAGAGAAUUGGGACUUGAUCAUCCAGACACAAUGAAAAGCUAUGGGGAUCUUGCUGUGUUCUAUUACAGACUUCAACAUACAGAGCUGGCUCUCAAGUAUGUAAAGCGUGCUUUGUAUCUUUUACAUCUCACAUGUGGUUCAUUACACCCGAACACUGCUGCAACAUACAUCAAUGUGGCUAUGAUGGAGGAAGGCCUGGGGAAUGUGCAUGUUGCGCUCAGAUAUCUUCAUAAAGCUCUGAAAUGCAACCAAAGUUUACUUGGCCCAGAUCAUAUUCAGACAGCUGCAAGUUACCAUGCAAUAGCAAUUGCACUCUCAUUGAUGGAAGCAUAUCCUUUGAGUGUUCAACAUGAACAAACAACCUUGCAAAUUCUCCGAGCGAAGCUGGGUCCAGAUGAUUUGCGUACUCAGGAUGCUGCUGCUUGGCUUGAGUAUUUUGAAUCUAAGGCUUUUGAACAGCAAGAAGCUGCACGUAAUGGUACUAAGAAACCUGAUGCAUCAAUUGCUAGCAAAGGCCACCUAAGUGUAUCAGAUUUGCUGGACUACAUUAAUCCAAGUCGUGAUGCCAAGGGGAGAGAUGUGGCUGGGAAGAGACAGAGCUAUAUCACUAAGGUAAAGGAAAAAACCCAACCAAAUUUUGGUAUCUCAAGUUCUAAUGAAUCUCCAAAAAAUACUCCUAAAGAGGCUUUGGAUGUGGAGAUACAUGUGCCUGAAGAUGAUGCUUCCCAGGAGACCAGCUCUGUCCAUGUUGAAUUCCAGACGCCCAUUGUGGAAGAGACUGUAGAAAAAAAAUCAAGCAUUGUGACUGAAGCCUUUUCUGAAACUCAUGCUUUAGGAGAUGAUGGAUGGCAACCAGUUCAAAGGCCAAGAUCAGCUGGCUUGUAUGGGCGACGACUAAAGCAGCGGCGUGGGAUUGUUGGCAAAGUUUAUAGUUAUCACAAAAAGAUUGUGGAUCCUGACAUGGAUUACACUCCUGUCAAGAAUGCUAAUCAGAAUAAUAGGUAUUACCUUUUAAAGAAACGGACACCAUCUCAUGGAAGUUAUGGAGACCACCAAACUACCAAUCUCCCUCAGGGUACCAGAUUUGGGAGAAGAAUAGUUAAAGCUGUAACCUACAGGGUCAAGUCUGUUCCUUCAUCUAAUAAAACUGCUACAACAGAGAAUCCCAGAAUUCACAGCACUGCUCUUACUUCAUCAGAAUCUGCUCCAAUUUCUCCCCCUAAUGACAUCGGUCAAUUCAAGAAUUCAAUAGUGAGUCUUGGAAAAUCCCCUUCAUACAAGGAAGUAGCAUUGGCCCCACCAGGGACCAUUGCUAAGCUGCAGGUCUGGUUUCCUAAAAGCGAUACUUCAGAUAACCAGGAAAUUGGUGAUGGAAAACUCAAGGAGACCAAUGAAGUUAAAGAAGUUGCUGGUCCAGUAGUGAUGAGUGUGGAAGAUAGCAGCGGAGAGAAUGGUGAGAAUUCUGAAUCAGAUCAUACAGAUGAUUUGAAGAAGGAAACAGGUGUUGCUCUGAAAAUGGAAGAACACCACUCGACUCAUGUAUUGGAAGAAAAUUCCUCCCCGAGUAUGCAAGGACCUGAAUCUGGUGAUAUUGAGGUUCAUGGAAUUUUACAGAAUGGAAUGUUGAUUGACCAGAUGCAAAAUUUAAACAAUUCUCUUCCAAAGGAACCACACGAGAAGGAUUCAUCUAUUGAAUUGGAACCACUAGUUGGUCCCAACUCCACCCUGCCAGGAGUAGAGGAUUUGAAGGACAAACCAUUGAUUUUGAAUUCAGGUGAUUCUCAGGGAUUGCCAAAUAAGAAAUUGUCUGCUUCUGCGGCUCCAUUCAACCCAUCAACAUCCAUUGGAUGCUCUUCACCAGGUGCCAUCAACAUCCCUCUUCCUUCUGCUCCUGGUGGUGUUCCAGCUGUAGCACCCUGGCCUGUAAACAUGACUAUUCACCCUGGACCUGCAACUGUCAUAACCCCCCUCAAUCCAAUGUCCUCUCCACACCAUCCAUACCCAUCACCACCUCCAACCCCAAACAUGAUACACCCAUUGUCCUAUAUGUAUCCUCCUUACAGUCAAGCAGUGCCAACCAGUACAUUUCCUGUUACUAGCAGCACCUUCCACCCUAAUUAUUUCUCCUGGCAAUGCAAUGUGCGCCCCAAUGUGUCAGAGUUUAUUCCGAGCACAGUAUGGUCUGGCUGUCAUGCAGUGGAGUUCUCUGUCCCACCACCUGUUGUUGGGCCAAUUGCUGAUCCUGUAUUGGAGCCUAAAGUACAAUUUGAAAAUUCUGGAAGCCCAAGUCCACCUCCAACUCAGCCAGUGGACAUUGACAAUGUAGGAUUAGCUAAUGAAGAAAUGAACCUUCAAGCAUCAGACAGAAAGGACAACAUGAAGGAAUUGACUGGAGUUGGCUUGGAAAAUAUCAAGGAAAAUGGUCACUCAAAUCUGUCUGAAGUUGAAGUUCGUAGGAACGAUUCAAGUCAGAAAAAAAGCCCAAAAGAAAAUGUCACUAGCAGUGUUGACCAGCAGAUCCAUGGGGAGAAAACCUUCAGCAUUUUGUUAAGAGGAAGGAGAAACCGGAAGCAGAAUCUGAGAAUGCCAGUAAGUUUGCUUAGUCGACCAUAUGGCUCCCAGUCUUUCAAAUUUAUAUGUAAUAGAGUGGUAAGAGGCAGCGAAUCUCCAAAAUCUACAAGCUUCGCUCCUGGUGAAGGCUGCACAGCUAGUGCUACAUGAUCCUAGGUUCUGCUGUUCUCUCCAGUCAAGUGAUUCUGAUCGUUUGGAGAUAGCUGGAGGAUAGUAUUUUUAUUUGAUUAUAUGCACAAGGGACACACUUAUCUUGAGUAUUUUCUGGCUUUCAUGGUCUUAGCACCUUCUGGAAAAUUUACAGAUCACAACUGAUUGCAGUACGCAGGUUGACCAAUCUCCUAGUCUAUGGAUAAAAUUUGGUGUAAAUGAACAGAUGCUUCCAUUUUGUUCAGGUAUUUCUGUGACCCUAUCCAUCUCUUCUUUUCGUCAAUUCCAGAAGACUAUCCAUUUUAGCAUGAUAAACAGGCCUGGUUAAAGGGGAGAAAAUGUCCUUUUCAGUUAGUUGGUGUCUUGUUAAAUUGUACCGCAAUUGAUUCCUUUGAGAAACUAUCCAGAGAUGUUUUGGUAGUGGGUACAUAGCACAUAACUUGACCACUGAGUUCAUUCUUGGUAUCCGUAAUAAGGAUGCGUCUGCCAUGACUUUGGUAAAAAUUAAUCCAUUUCUUGUACAAAAGUGCUUUACUUUUAUGUGACAAAAAAGUGAAGUCAAAGAUGACUUGAAGUUAUGGUAUGGUAACAAUCACCGAUGCCCAAGUGUCAUCAAGCUGGAGAUUAGGAGGCUAAAGUGGUUGAAAGGUUCCGGUCUAUUAUAUUGAGUCGCAUUUUUUUUUUUUUUUUGGUUCUGCUUGAUGUGCAGGUUUACAGUAAGAAGUCUGCCAUUGGGACCUUCAACAUAUGUUUCGUCAAGUAGACAAUUUUGGCUUAAAAUGUAGCUAGAAAAUUUUGAUAUCUUGGAUCACAGCAUCUAAAUACAUCCAGUACUUUCGGUUUCCCGUAGCUUUGACUUUUGAAAUAUUAAUUUGAUUGAAUUGUAAACAAGGGGAGCUAAUCCAUUGAAUCCAGCUUUGACGUUUUGUUUAA
Messenger RNA from Populus euphratica (Euphrates poplar), 6941 nucleotides. Its product is annotated as clustered mitochondria protein homolog. Gene Ontology annotation, molecular function: protein binding. Gene Ontology annotation, biological process: organelle organization. NCBI's taxonomy places the organism in Eukaryota, Viridiplantae, Streptophyta, Magnoliopsida, Malpighiales, Salicaceae. The record is from RefSeq and is a predicted model, not a curated record. The transcript is spliced from 26 exons. Gene Ontology annotation, cellular component: cytoplasm. Bases 399 to 6008 code for a protein of 1869 amino acids.